AUGGCCCUCUCGCAAGUAACAAUGGGUAUACAUCCCCUAGGAUCCGGGCGUCCUUCUCCUGCUAGGAUUACGUCGACACUUGACACUCAGGUUCUAGCGGGUAAGGGCAGGAUAGCGGCUAGCAAACAAUGGGCAGACGAGCCAUGGCCGCUUAUCGAGCCGCCGUCUCGGACUCGACGUACCGGACAUCCGGCGCAACACAUCGCCAACGAGGUAGCGCACACACACAACGCGAUGCUGCGCGGCCUCAACGCGCUAUAUCUACAAGCUCCGUUUAUACAGAGGCCCGCGGACGUAGCUGACUUCUGCUUUCUGGCACACGUGUGGGCUGCUUGGGUCAGGGACUAUCAUAGCCACAGGGAGGGCGUUAUGAUACCCAAGUUUGAGGAGGCGUUGGGGUUGGAAAGGGGGGGUUUGAGGGUGGCUUUGACUUUUGCUAAGGGUGAGGGCGAGGGCGAGGGCGAGGGCGAAGGUGAGGGAAAAUGGAUCGGGGAUAAGAAUGGGAAGGGCAAGGGCAAGGGCAAGGAGAAGGAAGGAGAGGGAGAAGGGGGAGAAUAUAACUCAGAGGAAAACAUACCGGCGCUGUUACAAAACAUCCUCAACUAUACCGCCGCAACACACGCCGACCCGUCCUCCUACUCCCCCUCAACCCUACAAUCCCUCCUAUCUUCUCUUGCCAACCCCCUCGUCCCGCACCUGCACAGCCAAAUCCCCCUCCUCCAACAGAUGCAAGAUCUCUGCCUAGCCCUCGACUCCCCCCUAUCGUCCACACCCCAAUCCCAAUCCCAAUCCCACUCCCAUUCCCACUCCUCAUCCACCACACACUCCCCCUCCUCCACCCCCCCAUCAACCCGCCCCUCCACCCGCCCCUCCUCCCUGCGCUCCCCCUCCUCCGGCCCCGCCAAAUCCACCCUCCUGACCAAAACCCACCUCGCCGCCACCACCGCCUUCAGCGCCUCCCUGGACCCCUUUACCGCGCUGCCCAUGGUCGUGCGCCUGCGCGACAUCACGUACGACGGCCGCACCCACGACGGCGGCGUCUGGCCGCGCCUCUCCGUCCCCGCCCUCCACGCCGUCGCCGACCGCCUGUCCCCCAAACACGCCGGCGCCUGGCGCUUCCUGCCGUGCGACGUGUGGGGGCGGCCGAGGGAGUUGGAGUUUCUUGCGGAGCCGGAGCGGGCUUGA
Molecule: messenger RNA, 1185 nt
Organism: Daldinia decipiens
Lineage: Eukaryota; Fungi; Ascomycota; Sordariomycetes; Xylariales; Hypoxylaceae
Exons: 2
Coding region: 1-1185 (394 amino acids)
Source: RefSeq, a predicted model, not a curated record